CAAGGCGUUUUUGCAAAUUCGUCUCUUUUGUCAACGCGCAUUCGCCUGUUCAUACUCUGCUCUGUUUACUAUCCCUAGGCUGCACAGCCAGCUGCACACUGCCUUCUAUCACGUAUACACGCACACACGCGCACAAAGAGGACGCCAGAGAGAGAACAGCCAUACAUCGUACAUAUUUCACAGCUAGUAUACGCGCAUGUCCAAAACCAAGCAGUUCCCGCACCCGUCAGCACCAACAAUAGCCAGGACAGCGUCUUCCAGCAGCAAACAGAUCACGGCGGUUUCGACAGCACCAACCGCAGUAACCAGCAGUAGCAUCACAAAGACUCAGUGGAUGGGAAAGGCGCCUCGUGUUGUUGCCAGUAACAAGGCCCCACCGCCCCGCAAAUCGUUUGGUAGGAAUGCAAAGGGCCACAACAGCCACGGCAAGAGUGCGCAGACUGGCGACAGCGCCCAGCGGAGUCCAAUUAGCACAGCCAUGUCUGACGAGGAGGAUGCGUCUGACCUGAGCGGUCUGGGCGAGUCGCCAAAGCCCCAGCAGUCGCGUAGCAACAGCCCGGGCAGGUUUCCGGUGAAGCCGCGAGGCGGCAAGGGUGGGCGCAGAGCCCCAGGCCAACGCACUGUAUUUGGGUCUGCUGAUGAGGCCGAGGAUGAGUUUGAUUUCCCGCGAGGCGGAAUCGAGGGUCCACGGCAGCUGCAUUGCGUGUGCCGGCGUGGAUUUGUUGAAAACGAGGCGAUGGUCAAGUGCGUGGACUGCCAAGAGCUCUUCCACGGAUCGUGUGUUGGAAUCUCGCCGGCUACUGCCAGUGCAAUGCCUGGGUAUGUGUGCGAGGUGUGUCUCAAGUAUGACCCCGGACGGAUACGCGCGCCCGGCACAAUUCUGGGAGCCGGGGACAGGGUGGCCUCUGCGGAGCACACGCCAGAGGCAUAUGCACCGGCCGCGGAGAAGAAAGCGAGGCGGAAAAAGAAGAGCAAGCGUGCGACGCACGCGGACGACAGCGACGAUAUAAUAUACCUGAAUCCGAGGCCGGCCGCCGAUCCCAGUGUCCAGACGGUCGAGCCCGCGGCUUUGCCGCCUGCCAAUCAAGCUGCACUUGCAGCGUUUAUGAGUGCGGCAGGCGAUAUGGAUGACGACGAUAUCUGCCCGAUUUGCGAGGAUGAAUGCACGUGCGGUAAUGCCCGGGCAAACGAGGCUGCAGGCGAAAUGCAGAUGCCGCUGUUCUCGGAGGUCACCAAAGAGAUUCGCCAAAUCGACUUUGAGGUUGUUGACGACAGCAGCGAUAGCCAGCGGGCAUCGACAAAGGCGAAGGCGAAAUCCAAAGAGCCCAAAAAGGCAAAGUCGCGGCGGACGAAAAAGUCGAAAAAGUCAGAGCGCAACCUCAUUUCGCGCCUGGUUGACGCCAUGGACAGUGCGGAUGCUCCUGCGAUGGGCGAUUCCGGGGAAGAGGAGACGUUCAGUGCGGAGAACCUGCCGAUGCCCGAGGGCGGAUUUACACUGUCGUCAGGAAGCGAUGGUGAAGGCAAUGGCCGGUCAUUUGUGGCAGCUGCCGCAUCUAGACCCUCUCUUGAUUUAGAAUCCGAAGGCGUUGUCGAGCGUCGCGAUAGCUUGAGCCUGGCGCAGAUUGGCGGCCCGACCAAGGACUAUGAGUCUGAGGCGGAGUAUGUCGAGCAGACCAAGACCAAGAAGAAGACAAAAAAGACCAAAUCAAAAGCGAAGUCGACAAAGACGGGCCGGCGAACGAAAAAGACUCCCGAUGCUAGUGGCACGCCUGGCAGCUGGCGCGGCCGUGGAGCGCGGCCAAAGUUCAGCAGCACAUAUAGUGAUGAUGAGCCAGCAAUCUACGAGGUCGACGCGGCAGUGAUCCAUGGACGCAAUCGCAAUACUGCUCCUGCGCGGCGACCCAGAGCCGCCAUCUCUGAGGAGGACGAUGAGAUUAUCAACAUCACUGAUGUGACCAGCGACGCCAGCGGCGGAUUCCCCAGCGAGACCGAGUUCGACCGGCCAGACACUACAGGCGAGAUGUUUGCGCAGCGCCACGAGUGGAGCGACUCGAACAUGCUGGGGGACGACAGCAACCUGGAGCAGGAAGAAGAGCGGUACCUGGCGCAGAUGUCGGAUAGCGACCUUUCGUCGUCGAGUCUCAGUGACCUUGAUGAUGCUCGGCUGGCAGCACUGGACAGCGAGAUGUUUAGCGGAGAUGAGGGCGAUACCGAGAGUGACUACAGCGAAUCCGAACAGGAGCUGACAUUCCGCCGGCCCAAAACUGACGAGGAGAGGGCACUGCUAGCCCAGACCGGCUCCGAUGACGAGCGCGAGGAUGCGAUGCUGGAAAUGCACCUCGACCAGCUGCAAGCAGUGCGCUCGGUCAUUGGUGGAUACUCGUCGCCGCUGCUGGAGCAUGCUAGCGAGUCAGAUACCAGCGAGGGCGAGGUUGACCGUGAAAUCACAUUUGCGUACGACCCUAGCCGGGCAGCUGGCAGCGAUUCAGAUACGCGGCUCUCGGACGAUCUGAUGGAGGGCUGGGGCUCGGAUGCGCGCAUGCGGUGGGAGCUCGAAUCUGACGGAUCGAGCGACUCGUCGAGCUUGAGCGAGUCCAAGAUCAAUAAGCUGCGGCUCAAGGACGAGGACGAGGAGAGCGAUGUGUUUUCAAGCGACUCGUACGAUGCAUAUGACGACUACUAUGCGCGCGACUCGUACAUGGACGACCAAUCGCUGUAUCCGGGAGAGCUCGACAUUGACAGUGCGUCACUGGCGCUGGGCGUGGCAAUGAGCAUGGAGCAGCAGGGGUAUUCGAAGGAAGAUGCCGAGGCAGCGGCGGCAGUGGCAGCUGUCACUGCAGCAGCGUAUCCGGACGCAUCGGCCAACGGCGAUUCCACUAGCGAUAUCCUUGACAAGCGCGCAGCGACUACUAUCAUUGCCUCAAUGAAUGCCAACGGCGAGGCUGAUCCAAUCGACGGCAUUGUGUCAAUCAAAUCGCGUAGUGCUGGUGGCGGCAGUGCCGCGCGGUCUGGGUUCAUGAGCCCGGCGGGCAUGCGCACUGGUGCGCAUACGCCGUUCGGCAACCCCGGCUGGCGGGCAGCAGCCUCAGCGUUCCUGGAUGGCCAAAAGCCGCAGCCCGCAGUGUCGUAUGUGCUGCCCAAGGAUCUGAACGAGGCCCGCGAUCCCAACGUCGUGGCGUCGGUGAUAGCCAGCGCCGUCAACACUGGCGAUGCCAGGAAUACCCCAGAGCCUGCCGAGGCUCUGGACUCGCUUGUCAAUCCGUCCAAGCAGGACGACGAUUCGGCAGUUGAGGUCGAGGAUGCACCGAUGACACCGGCUCCGGCCGAUGACAGCCAAAAGCCAAAGCCCACGUCUUCUGCAUCACCCGGUCAUUUCAACAGCCAUUUGCCGAACUCGUCCUUCUACAAGCCGUUGUCGUCGAUCUGCACGCCGCUAUCUCGCACCGCUUCCAGUAGCAACGUCAGUCAGCCGAUGGGCGACAAACCCAAGAGCGAAGGCAUAUCUCCGGCGUCGACCAAGGCUGCGGAGAGAGGCGAGCCAUCGGCUGCUGCUCCCAUGCCCGCCAGCAGCGCCGCUGCAGUUGCUGCUGCGACGGCUACAGUUGCCGAUUUCUGCUCUGGUGCGCCGCUGGUGUCGCUGGCUGAGGUCAAUGCCGCCCUUACAGCGCUGGCCGAGCAGGUGUCUACGAGCCCCUCUGUUGUUACGCCCGCAGUCAUGACCACCAACACCACCGAUGGUGUCUCGUUGAAGCGCAAGAUGUCGAGUAGCGUCGAGCCAUCGGACAUGGGACAGACUGAUGCGGUAUCGGAGAAUAAGCGCCGGCGCAGCAGUACCGAGCCCACGACAGGUGCCAGCGCAGACCAGCCCAUCACUGAUCCCAGCACUCCGAUUGACCUGUCGAUGCUCUUUGGUACGGGCAGUGCAUCGGCAGCAGCGUCGCUUGGGCCUGGAACGCCGAUGACUCAGAUGAUGAACGCGCGUGACUCGCCAAUGGGUGUGGUUGCCCAGACGCGCAAGUCGUACCAGAGCGAAGAGGACGACUGGCUGGCGACCAUGGACCAGCUGGUUGACACCGAUGCUCUGCUGAUCGAGUCGCCGCCACCUUCGCCGGCCGACGGCGCCAGCUCGGAUGCGACAGAUAUCUCGCAGCAGCUCUCCUCGUCGCUAGCUAGCCGGAAGUCAGUAGCCGAUCCAUUGGCUCGCUGGGACCGUAUUCCGGUCAACAUCUUCCGCCGCUCGCGUGCCCUGGCAUCAACCCACGGGCGCCACGCCAUGAUGGGCGCCGACAGUUCUCCCACCAGCAUGUCGUCGCUGGCGCUGACUGCGAUAAAGUCCAACCGGCAGCGCCGGGCGCUUGUCAAUACCACGCUGCUGGCUCAGCACACGCUGCCGUCGGAGGCACUGCUGCACCGCCAGAAGAUGAAGGGUGUCCGCCGUGCCGCCGGCUUUGGAGCAAUGCCUCCGCCGCCUCCACCGCCCACGCCCAGGGGCACCGUGGUAGACCUGGCCAAUCCGGCGGGCACACUGGCUUCGCUGUUGCUGAAGAGCGGCGCUAGUCAGCAGCCCGAUGCCAGUGUUUCCGUGGACGGCCUGACCCGAAACCACAGUGCACCUGGAUUAAACGCCAGCACAGCGACGCGGGCAGCAGAUACGGUGCAGAAAGGAACGGGCACCCCCUGGGAGCUGUCCAGCCAGGUGUCGGACAACUCUGUGGCCACGGCCAACUCGGCUGACGCGGCAACGGGCGGGAAGCAGAGGCGUCGUGGGUCGACGCGCAGCACCCGCACCGGGUCGGCGUCGAGUGGCAGCGAUUAUGUAUUCGGAUGGCUCGAGGACGAAGAUGAUCUGGCGCUGUUUGCCAUGCCGGAGCUGGCGCCCGGCGGCGACCCGACACCCCGGGCUAUGGUCCUGGCAUCGGCCAGUCCAAUGAUGAUGCCGUUCAAGUCGCCCACCUCCAGUGGCAACGAUGUCAACGGUGGGUCGGAUCCGCACUUUGCUCUGUGAAAAAUGGCAGAGGUUGUUUCUCUAAAAAAACACACAUUUUCUUUCUCGUAACUAAUUAUUAUCUCUUUCCCGUCUGCAUGUAAAACAAUUUUAUUUUUAUGAAAUACUAGAAAUACUCUGC
Messenger RNA from Linderina pennispora, 5126 nucleotides. RefSeq lists its product as uncharacterized. NCBI's taxonomy places the organism in Eukaryota, Fungi, Kickxellomycota, Kickxellomycetes, Kickxellales, Kickxellaceae. The record is from RefSeq and is a predicted model, not a curated record. Gene Ontology annotation, biological process: positive regulation of DNA-templated transcription. Gene Ontology annotation, cellular component: Set1C/COMPASS complex. The coding region runs from base 197 to 5005 and encodes 1602 amino acids. The transcript has 3 exons.